AUGCAGAGCCCACAGCGUGUCCGUAAUCAAGACGAUCUCAACAUGACAUCGACACCCACACAUGAUCAUUCGACGCUUCUUCGUGAGCAAGAAGCAGAGCGGGAACGGCUGCGUAUGGACAAUUUCAACCAAGCGUUACGUAUAAACUUUCUAGAGGAGCGACUGCUGCGUAUGAAGCAAGGAACAGACUUUGCAAGUGAAGAUCUCGAGACUGAGCUCGCUCAGUUGCGUAUUACGCUCGAAGAACGGGAUUAUGAGCUUCGUCAGCGGAAUUUUAGCAUGAUUCGAGCUACGGAAGCUCUCGAUAUGCUGCAUGGAAAGCUUCAAGAGGCUCAAGAAACAGCUGCUAGAGCAAGAAAAGAUGCUCAGAAAGAAGCACAAGCUCAAUUGCAACAGCAUCUGGAAGAAAGAGGCAGUGUUGAUGCAGAAAUGGCCGAGAAAUGGAGACUGGAAGUAGAGACAACACGUAAAAGAGAACAAGUGAAUCUCGAAAAAAUUCAGCAACUGGAACAAGAAGUAGAGAGACAGAGAAAAGAUAUGAGGACUUUAAUGACUCAGAUGCAGGAGCUGAAGGAGGUGAGGAUGCAAGAACAGAGACAAGUGGAGCUGACGAGUCAAAGAGAGCAGCAGAAACUGCAGCAAAUGGAGAUGGAUCAUAUUAAAAUCUCGGCAGAAGCAGAGCACUAUAAGAUUAUAAGCAAGCAACGGGACGAACAAGUGACGGUACUGCAAUUGCAGAUAGAGACCAUGCGACAGGAGAACCAGACGUUGGAUGAUCAGUAUCAGGUCAAACUUAAGCGAAUGGAAGAACAGGUUCAACAGCAGAUGCAGCAGUUACACCGUGAGAGUGAAAACUAUCGUACAGAGCACACGAGACUACUGACCGAUCGUGAAAAAGCACAUUUUGACAAGGAGCGACUCGCGAUGGAGAACGAGAGCAUUCAACAGGAGCGGGUGAGACUGCAGGCUGAAAUUGAACGAAUUGUUAAGGAGAGACAGCAACUUGUUGGUGAGACUGAACGCUUACGUUUGCAGAAUGUGAAGUUGACAGCAGCCUCAGAGGAACAGAUCAAGUCAAUUGAUAGCAUGAAGGCUGAUCAAGAUGCUGCUCUGAACACGAUUCAGCAGCUUGAGUCUCAGUUGCACCAGAGACGCAAGGUGGAGAAUGAGCAUGAACUCACAAUUAAGACGUUGGAGAGUCGAUUAAAACAUGCUGAGGUUACAGAGAAAUCGCGGCUUGCGAUGGUCAACGGAAGCAUGAAACAGGAGUGUGCAAGACUGCAGGCUGAAACUGAGCGAAUGACUAAGAAGAGACAGCAACUUUCUGACGAGACUGAACGGUUACGUUUGGAGAAUGUAAAGCUGACCACGACCUGCGAAGAGCUGACGAAGUCACUCGAUGGCUUUAAGACUGAUCGCGAAGCCACUAUACGAACGAUUAAUCAGCUUGAGUCCGAAUUGCACCAGAGACGCAUACUGGAGAAUGAACACGAAGUAACGGUUAAGAGAUUGGAGAAUCAGUUAGAGAUUGCUGAGGCCGAGGCAUGUAAGAUGAAGGAACAAUGUGAGCUGGCUGAAUCGCGCUGCCAGCAAACGUCUAACGAACGGCUACUCGCAUUGGAGAAAAACCGUCAAGGUAUGGAAGAGGACAACCGGCGACUGCGUGAAGAGCUGUCAGGCUUCCAGAUGGAACUCGAGGUCAUGGAACAUAAGCUUCAGAUUAGUGAGGCGAAGUUUUCGAACGAGGCUGCAAAUGCACAGGAGCAGUGCCACCGUCUUUCUGUAUAUCAGAGAGACCUAGAGAGGCAAUCUGCUCAAUUACAGGAGUAUCAAAAACAGCUCGGUGGCUGUGAAGAUGAGUUAACUCGACGAGCAACGCGUGUGCAGGAUCUUGAGCGUCAGCUAGCACAGGCAGGAUUGGUCGGCUCGUCGACGAGCACGGCAGCUCGAGAACAGCUGAAGAAAUCGCAAAAUCAGUUUGCUAUGGAGAAAAGUAAAAUAUUACGACAACUGGAUGGAGAGCGCCGACGAGCAUAUGAGGCGGAGCGAGCGGCAGUCGCAUUGAAGAAUGAGAAUAUGUCCAAACGGCAAGAGCUUGAGGCAGUGGAGAAGGAGCUUCGCUUGCUUUUGUCAAGCCGCAGUGUGACCUCUAGCGAUCGCCGGCACCAAACGGUGGCAAGCCUAGCUCGAGAGGCUAUCCUUGCUUUGAAGAAUGACUUUAAGGCAGAGGCAACAGCGGUGCAGACACGGUGGAAACAACAGACGUCUGUGUUGAACUCCAAGCUUGAAGGUCUGACUGCCCAAUUGCGCGCAAGUCAAAGCAAGCUGGAAGCCCUGCAAAGCACUUCAUUGCACGCGGAGAAUGCAAAGCAGUCCUGUGAAAAGAAAUGGUCGCUUCGAUAUGAAAAGCUGCGCAUGCGAAAAGAAGAGGAGAGACAAUCUCUUGAAGAAGAAAUUCGGAUUUUUCAAUCCAAGAUGACCAAGGCAGAGGAGGCUCUUUCUCGAGCUAGAAGCGACAUCUUGGCAUUAAAGCGAAGCUCUCGUGAGGAAGCACAGUACGACGUUCAUGCCCUAAAAGAAAGCAAUCGAUUGCUGUUUGAGGAGGUUCAGGAGCGCCGAAAAUCUGCUAAGCAUGCUCAGAAGCAGUACAUGCAAGCGGUUCGAGAAAACAAAGAGCUACUGAAGGCGAUUGCAACGUACAAAGAUGCCAUUGCUGGCCGCGACAAGGAUAUCGAGAAGUAUAAAUCCGCUGUGAUGAAGCACGCACAGCAGUUGCAGCGACGUGUUGAAUUUGGUGAGGUGAACCAGACGUUGCUGGAGCAGCUGGAACAAACACAGUACAUGAUCACGGAGACUUAUAAGCGCUGGGAGGACAGUCCGAUUGUUCGUGGUUCUGUUGUUGGCGCUUCUGAUAGGGAAGAGAGCCACGACGCAGCUAUGUCGCAGCUGGACGAGUACAUCGGCCGGAUGCACUUAGUGUCUGAGCGCUGGGGUGACUUCAUGAAGCAAUCUCACGAGCUACACCGACGGUACGGCAAGGUCUGGAAGACAGCAUCGCGUGGAUUUGAUCGUACAAAGGACCAACCUCGUUGGGUCGAUGACGUCGAGCGAAAAUGCUCUCGGCUUCUUACCGAGGCUGUGCGUGUUUCUGAGGCAAUGCGCGAUGCUGUCAAUAACAUCGCAGGUAUACUCCAGACGAAGCACAACGAAAAGAAGCGCAUUAAGAAGGAGGGGGUCGUUCCUGUAGACAAGAACGCUUUUGUGAAGCAGCGCGAUGACACUUCGUCUGCGUGGCCUUCACGUGACAGUGACUUCUUGAGUGACAGACUGCGACCCUCGCGAAGCGUUCAUCGGCCGACAUUUGAAAGCCCGACCAAGAAGAAUGGAUUCGACGCGCCGUGCCGCAACUCCAAGACGUCAACUUCAGCUCGCCGUACUGUGAAUGCGGUGAAUGAUAGCUCCUUGUCAUCUCUUGUUCGCGUAGGCAUCAAGGUACAAGACUUGGAGAUCGAGAUUCGAAGUGCUCAUGAUUAA
Messenger RNA from Peronospora farinosa, 3534 nucleotides. NCBI's taxonomy places the organism in Eukaryota, Oomycota, Peronosporomycetes, Peronosporales, Peronosporaceae. The record is from the annotation of a GenBank genome assembly.